This is a messenger RNA of Drosophila takahashii, 1369 nucleotides long. Its product is annotated as putative serine protease K12H4.7. The record is from RefSeq and is a predicted model, not a curated record. NCBI's taxonomy places the organism in Eukaryota, Metazoa, Arthropoda, Insecta, Diptera, Drosophilidae. Gene Ontology annotation, molecular function: dipeptidyl-peptidase activity; serine-type exopeptidase activity. Gene Ontology annotation, biological process: proteolysis.
UGUAUAACAACAGAUUAGUGUUGUAUUACUUAAGUAUAUUUAUUGUUUGCAUUCAAGGCAGCGAAGAAACCGUUGAAUUCAGAUGGUUUGAACAAAAAUUGGAUCACUUUCAUAAGGAUUCAAGAACUUUUAAAAUGAGAUAUAUGGUAAAGGAAGAUUAUUUUAAGCCGAAUGGUACAAUAUUUUUCUUUAUGGGCGGUGAAGGCACAAUUUUAUCAGAUACAACCAAUACUUCCAACAUUAUGUUGACCAAGAGUUAUAUUAACGACUUGGCUAAACGAUAUGGAGGAUAUCUGAUACACAGCGAGCAUCGUUAUUAUGGAGAAAGUAAGGCGACAAAAUCCCUUAACUUGAAAUCUCUGAAAUAUCUAUCAACGCCUCAGGCCAUGGCAGAUGUGGCUGCUUUAAUUCGAUUUUUAAAGGCCAAUACCACUUAUUUCGGAGAGUCCAAGGUUUUUCUGGUGGGAGGAUCGUAUUCAGGCCUAAUGGUACCCUGGUUUGCCAAGCUCUAUCCCCAAUUAAUUGAUUUAGGAUGGGGUUCCAGUGCCCCGUUGCAGUUUAAAACAGAUUUAAAAGAGUUCUAUGCAAGAGUUUUUCAACUUGUUCAACAAAUUGGAGGUAAGAAGUGCCAUGAUCAGAUAGUUGAGGGCUUCAAGAGCCUUAAAUCUGAUUUAAACAAUCAUACCACUACAAAACUUAUAGAAAUGAAUAUUUGUGGAUUUGAUCAUACAAAUAAUGUUCAUGUUAUUAAUUUAUUUGAAAGAUUAACAAAAGUAAUUGGCUCUGAAGUGCAGUAUGGAAAUAUUCAAAAGGCCUGCGAUGAUAUUUCAAAAAGCUCAUUUACCUCUUACCUUAAAAAGCAACUAGAAGGGAAUUCUUCGGAAUGCUAUGACAGUGUUUCCAGUUUAAAAUCCCUAAAAGACGUUGAAUAUACCACGGAUUCAGCUCGACUUUGGUUCUACCAAUGUUGCAGUCAGCUUGGCAACUUUCAAACCUCUGAAUAUAUCCCAAUUGAUUUUUGGCUUGAUUUGUGUUUUGAUGUUUUUGGAAAUAGGUUUUUCGAAUGUUACAUAAACAGAAAAGUCAAAAACACUGAUAGAAAUUUUAAGGAUUUGGAUAAUAGAGAAAGUUUUCGCAAGGUCUUUUUGACCCAACCGGAACUGGAUGCUUGGUCAGCUACCAAAGUGAGGAAACACAAUAGGACAUAUAUUUUAGAGGGUGCAACUCACUGCGAGGACUUACAGCCAUGGAAAGAGAAUGAUAAGCCUUCUAUAAAUGCCUUGAAGAUGGACAUCGAUUUCGAAGUGCAAAAAUUGCAAACUAAAGCGUACAACUAAGCUAGCAAAAUAUUAAAAACUAAUUGAAAAUU